This is a messenger RNA of Naumovozyma castellii, 1896 nucleotides long. RefSeq names its product origin recognition complex subunit 3 (gene ORC3). The transcript has a single exon. The record is from RefSeq and is a predicted model, not a curated record. The coding region runs from base 1 to 1896 and encodes 631 amino acids. Lineage: Eukaryota; Fungi; Ascomycota; Saccharomycetes; Saccharomycetales; Saccharomycetaceae.
AUGAGUGUUAAUGAGUUUGCAAAUGCACAAAGGAGUCAUUAUACGAUUAUCCCGGACGUGGAUCUCGAGGAUCCAAUAGUGGUUGAGACGCAUAUUCCAUUUGUUAAGCUACUAGACGGAAGUGAAUCAGAUGAGGCUGUUGAGAAAAGAUGGGAGCUAUACCAACAAUUGCAUUCACACUUCCAUCAACAAGUAGAUGGUAUUAUUGCUGAUGUUGAAAGUGACACAAAGAAAGGGAUAUCGGAGAUAUUAUUUCACGAUGAAGAAACUUGGAGCAGGAAUCCAUCGUUUAAUACACUGUUUCUAUUGGGAUCGGACAGUUCCACCGAUAUUGAAUUACCUAGUAGUUCAUCCUCGACAAUGAAUGCAUUAAUUGACCUCACACCCAAGGAGUCCCCAAAUGUAAGAAUGAUGCUUCGAAGAUCUAUGUUCAAACUUUUAUCACAAGCAGAUUCUAUUGUAAACAAUGGAACACUGCGACCAAAAAAUGAAGAAAUAAAUGAUACUGAUGUGGAAGUAACUGAUAGUAAGCCUCCUGGGGAUGUAUCCUAUGAUUUAUCAUUAGUGGAAAAUUUCAAAAAUAUUUUUGGUAGAAACCUAAACAUGAUAAUAAAUUUUAAAGAUGUGGAUUCUCUUAAUUUUCAGGCUCUUGAUAAUUUUAUCGUUCUUCUAACUAGUGCAUUGAAGCAUUCCCAUACUAGGAUAAGUUUAGUUUUCAAUAUUAACACGAACCUAUCAAAUUUUGAAAAAAAUUUGAGGCAAUCCACGAUCAGAUUAUUGAAGAAAAAUUCUCAUCGAUUAGAUGUCUCAAGCAAUAAGGGAUUCAAAUAUGGAAAUAAAAUAUUUAAAGGGUUUUUGGACACAGUGGAUGGCAAGUUAAAUUUGUCUGAUAGAUUUGUGAAAUUCCUAAUUCAAAAGAUGGGAAACAAUGCAAAUCAUAACUUGCAACUACUGACGAAAAUACUUGAUUAUGCAUUGAUGUCAUAUUUUUUUGAGAACCCAUUUUCGGUUUUUAUCGACCCAGUUAACGUCGUGUAUCUUAAUGAGGAUUAUUUCAACAUUCUGAAGAGAUGUCCCACGUUCAUGUUCUUUAUUGAAGGUUUGGUCAAGAAUCAGGCUUCCUCAGCAGAAAUUCUGGGUCUAUUAACAAACUCUGAUUCUGCUUUAGAAGAAUUUUUUACUGAAUUUUUAGUUCGUGAUAAUCCAAUAAAUGGACGUGCUGAAUUUGUAGCUACUUUUUUAGAAGAAGAAUUGAAGAUUAAAAAUUAUAAUUUAAUCGAAUUAUAUUAUAAUUUACUUGUUGGAAAAUUGGAAACUUAUUUGGAUCGCUGGCCACAAUGUCAGAUAUAUAAGGAAGAAUUAAUGUUCGAACCAAUUGACACAAUCUUUCAAGAACUGUUCAAAUUGGAUAACAAUAAUGGGCUACUGUCACAAAGUUUAUUCCCAUUUUAUAGGACUAAUUUGGAAGAUAACAUGUUAAGUUGGGAACGAAUCUUACCUCCACCAUUAGAGGCAGAAACCAUAAAAGAGGAAGCCAGUGAUCAAUGGAAAUUAGAACAAAGUAUGGGACCUGGGAUUGGACAACUCUUCAAAUUGUAUAGGGAAGCCAAUGCUUAUAUUAAUUUGUACGACUUCUAUUGUGCCUUUAAAAGUACUCUUCCUAGAGAACAUUUAAUGGGGUUCACUUCUGAAUUAUCAAAAUCAGAGAAAAAGUUGCAGUUAUUCCUACAGAAGUAUGAAGAUGAGAAGACUGAGAGUGACGAUUCAGUGUUUGAUAAGAUAGCAUUAAUACUUUUUAUGCAAGCUAUAUUUGAUCUGGAACAUAUAGGCAUCAUCAGCUCACAAAGUUCAAGAAUGGGUGAAAUUGUGGAUAAGUGUAUUUGGAGAGGUAUAUAG